CUUACGAGUGGUCACACUUUGUUUUGUUUUUAUUUACAAACUGCCUGAAAUGCGAAAUUAUGGACUCCACCGACAUAAACCUUAAUAUUAGUACCUCCUCCUCCUGUCGCGCCUGCCUGGGGGUGGACGAGGCCAACACAAGUCUUUGCCUGUACGACGAAAUCGAGUACAACGGGAUAAACAUGGAGUUGUGGCAGCUUUUGCUGUUUGUCUCCAAAGUGAAGAUGGCCGAGGAUCCGAAUCUUCCAGCCCAGAUCUGUCAGACCUGCGCCCAGCGGCUAAUCAGCGCCUACGAGUUUAUCCUGGAUGUGGAAAACUCAGAGAAGAAACUGCAGAGUCUGUCCCUGCCACAAGCUGAAGCGGCUGCGACCAAGCCGGACGAGGGGCAUGUGGAGGUGGUGGAGCUGAUUGACCAGGAGGAAGUAAUUGAUAUGGAGGACUUCCUGCCUGCUGGUUACGAGGAGCAGCAGGCAACCCUGGGGGAGUUGACCGAGGCUCCAAAAUGUGAUGUGGAGGAUCAGCAGCUGUAUGCCGUCGCUGAUCCAGACUCUGAAACGGAAAUUAAGGAGGACGAGGUUAACGCGGAUGAUGGUCAGCUUGGAGUGCCGCCAAAUCAACAUGAGAUCACUCUCCCGCCAGCUGGAUCUUCCAGGCUGGGCAGCCGUCUGACACAUUCGAGUAACUUUAUGUACAAGUGCGAUAUUUGUCCACGUGUCUUCGCCAAGAGCGAGUCCCUUCGACGACACUUUGACCUGGCUCACCGAAAGACGGCGGACAUGGCUGCCCAGGAGUUGGCGGACGAGAGCAGCGGCACCGGCCUGCUCACCUGCGAGCAUUGUCCGCGCACAUUCAAGCGCCAGGACACGCUCCGGCGACACAUGCUGGCAUUCCACCCCGACGCACCGCUAGCUUCUGGGCCCGAGAUGGAGGACACUUCGCCUCGCAAACGUGUUGCCAAGCGUCGAGAUUGUCCCCAUUGCGGCCUUAGCUUCCCUGCGUCCAGUCUCACCAUUCACAUCCGGCGGCACACCGGCGACAAUCCGUACAAAUGCACCCAGUGCGAAAAGGCCUAUCCCCGCAGCCAGGAUCUGACCCUGCACAUGAGGCAGCACACGGGCGAGCGACCCAGCCAGUGUAAGAUCUGCUCGAAGAAGUUCAUUUCGCAAAACAAACUGGCGCGUCACAUGCGUCUUCACACGGGCCAGCGGCCAUAUGUCUGCGACAAGUGCAAUAAGGGCUUCGUGCAAUCCAACGACCUCAAGAUCCAUAUGCGACGCCACACGGGCGAGCGGCCGUACCACUGCGGCGUGUGCGGUGAUAGCUUUGUGUGCGGCUCCCUGCUGACUAUCCACCGCAACCAGAUGGGCCAUUACGAAGUCGGGCACAAAGAAACGGGCGCAGAAGGCUCCAACCUGAACGAUCCGUAUGUAAAUGCCCGGGUGAGUAAGCGUCGGGCAGAGGACAUUGAACGGAUGCGCUUGCAGAGGGCUACCGAGGAUCAAAUUCAACAGCCAAUGGAGGUUACUUAUCAGCAGAAAUCGCCACCUAUUCUUUCCUACAAGUGCGGUGUCUGUGAGAUGAAUUUCAAGAGCGGUGCCCUGCUGACCAUCCAUCGCAAUAACAUGGCUCAUUACGAGAUCGGAAAGGUGGACUAUGGCGACCCCUUUGGGGAGAAGCAGAAAAGGGUUAAAUAAAUCAACUAUCUUACUUAA
This is a messenger RNA of Drosophila kikkawai, 1712 nucleotides long. Its product is annotated as zinc finger protein 420. Lineage: Eukaryota; Metazoa; Arthropoda; Insecta; Diptera; Drosophilidae. The record is from RefSeq and is a predicted model, not a curated record. Gene Ontology annotation, molecular function: zinc ion binding; DNA-binding transcription factor activity, RNA polymerase II-specific; RNA polymerase II cis-regulatory region sequence-specific DNA binding. Gene Ontology annotation, biological process: regulation of DNA-templated transcription. Gene Ontology annotation, cellular component: nucleus.